Ctenocephalides felis (cat flea) is the source of this 564-nucleotide messenger RNA. Its product is annotated as metacaspase-1-like. The transcript is spliced from 3 exons. The coding region runs from base 1 to 564 and encodes 187 amino acids. The record is from RefSeq and is a predicted model, not a curated record. NCBI's taxonomy places the organism in Eukaryota, Metazoa, Arthropoda, Insecta, Siphonaptera, Pulicidae.
AUGAGGCCGGGCCGAGGGGCCCAGCGGAAGACCAAGUGCAAUGGGCUGGGGCGUCGCGUGGCGGCUCCGCACUCGCUGCCGUCCGCCCUGGAGGUCGAGGCGGCCUGGAAGCAGCAGCAGCAGCCGCCCGGCGGAGGACUCCCACCCGGAGCAGGUCUGCCGCCGUCCGUGGGACUGCCGCCGUCGGUUCAGCCUCCGGGCGGCGGUCCGCCGUCCCAAGUCAACAGCAACAACCAGUCCGUCAAUGACCAACAACCGCCUUAUGGAGGACCGCCGUUUCAGGUCGGUUCUCCUGCUCCGGGAGGCGGCGGCGGCUACGGAGGCGGAGGACCGGGCGGCGGUCCCGGAGGUGGCGGUGGGACGCCGCAGUACACCGCCAGUCCGGCCCCUAGUGGGUCCAGUACACCUGGGCCGCCGAGCGGUGGUUACGGAGGCGGUGGGCCGGGCGGAGGUGGACCUGGUGGGCCUUAUAACGGGCCCGGCAGCUUCAAUAGUCCAGGUGAGAUUAAAGAUACAUGUUUUGAUCAUUUGGCACUAAGGGUGGUGCAGGAGGAGGUUUCAUGA